Messenger RNA from Ceratotherium simum simum (southern white rhinoceros), 1342 nucleotides. NCBI's taxonomy places the organism in Eukaryota, Metazoa, Chordata, Mammalia, Perissodactyla, Rhinocerotidae. The record is from RefSeq and is a predicted model, not a curated record.
AUGGCCCCAGACCCACUCUCAGUCAGUCCCCUCCACUGUUUCUCCACAGAUCCAGUGGCACAGCCCUCCAUCCAAGCCAGCAACACCACAGUCACAGAAAAUAAGGACACCAUGGGCCUGACAAGCCUCACAAAUGAUACCAGGAUCUCCAUCCAGUGGAGAUGGUUCUUCAAUAACCAGAGUCUAUGGCUCACAGAGAGGAUGAAGCUGUCCCAGGACAACAGCACCCUCACCAUAGACCCCGUCAGGAGGGAGGAUGCAGGGGAUUAUCAGUGUGAGGUCUCCAACCUGGUCAGUUCCAGCAGAAGUGACCUCCUCAGCCUGGAUGUGGAAUUUAAGAUGCUGCCUGAAGGAAGUUCUGGCCUCUCAGCAGGGGUUAUUGCCUGCAUCGUGAUUGGAGUGCUGGUCGGUAUAGCUCUGAUAGCAGCCCCGGUGUACUUUCUGUAUAUCAGAAAGACUGAAGGGGCAAGUGACCAGUGUGAUCUCACAGAUCACAAACCCUCAGCCUCCAACCACAGUAAGUCAGGCCACUCUGACAACUCCCCUAACAAGGUCCAUGAAGUUGCAUAUUCUUCCCUGAACUUCAAUGCCCAGGAAUCAAAGAAACCAACUUCAGCCUCCCCAUCCCCAUCAGCCACAGGAAGAGUUUAUUCAGAAGUAAAAAAGAAGUAACACAACCUACUCCACUGGCUGCACUGCGCACUUACUCCAAGCUUCUCAUCCCCAUCACUAGAAGGAUCCCUUUACCCUCAGGGAAAAGGGGAAGAAAACUCCUUCCCCUCCUCUUAACUCCCAAAUGAGGCACUUCCAGGCUGCCUGGUCACAGCCCCUCCCUUCAGUGUCAAUACUUGAAAAGGCACAUCCGGGAGUCUGUAGGAAACCAAACCUUCCUAAUCUUUGAAAUUUGGCAAAGCAGACAUUGCGAGAGAGUUGCCAGAACCUCCCGCCCCUCCCCCUCUCGCGACCUAGACUUGUUUUAAACUUGCCUAUUCAGAACACACUCAUUCCUUCCCACCCCAGUCGUGUCAUAUCUGAGUCUAACUUGAAUUUGCCAUAAGCUUGGGGGUUAGGUCCUUAUCCACUAAAAUGCAUGUGGCAGAAAAGAACAGAGAAAAAGUAAAAGCUUCUCCUGUCUCUCCAAAGCUCAGGGUGAACCCACCAGACACAGGAAAACAAAUAUAGAACCAAUUCUGAACUGGGAAAUUCUACAGCUUUAUGCAUUGUUAGGGUGUCUACCUGUAGGACCAGGGCCUAAGAACCUUGCUGCUUAGCGGAAUACCACCUGAGCCCUUUGGCAAGCCAAUCUUUAGAGAACUCACUAGAAACAACUAGGAAAGCUAUU